This is a messenger RNA of Aspergillus mulundensis, 1305 nucleotides long. Its product is annotated as URC4/urg3 family protein. The record is from RefSeq and is a predicted model, not a curated record. The transcript has 4 exons. Bases 1 to 1305 code for a protein of 434 amino acids. NCBI's taxonomy places the organism in Eukaryota, Fungi, Ascomycota, Eurotiomycetes, Eurotiales, Aspergillaceae.
AUGUCCGACCUCAACCCCCUCCUGACCCUGCAAGCCGUCCGCUCGCGAGCCCACCUCGUCCUCGACCUCGCGAAGCAGAACGCCCUGAACCACUUCGAUUACCAUCCCGAAAGGCUCGAUGAAACGGUGGAAUAUGUUAUUGGGAUUAUCCAGAGAGACUUCGGCCCAGACCGCUACGACACGAUCCCGCCCCACGGCCGGUGGCAGCACUUCGAGGUCGGCUCGGUCCCGCGAAUCGAUAAGUUACUAAAGCAAUGGGGCGAGCGCGGAUACGACGCGAAAGAGAAAGUGCGGAGUCUGCUCGAUCUGUUCUUUGUUUCGGUGCUGCUGGAUGCGGGGGCGGGGGAUUUGUGGACGUUCACCGAGCCUGGGACUGGGAAUGUUUAUAAUAGGAGUGAGGGGAUUGCGGUUGCGAGUCUCUAUAUGUUUUUGGGUGGGGAGUUUGCGGGGGAGAUUGGGACUGACGGAGACGGGAGGAAGGAUAUCGUUACUGGUGAGGGGUUGAAAAGUUUCAGUGUUGAGGCGCUAUACCGCGGGUUCCAGAUCAACGACGAGACGAACCCGCUUGUCGGUGCGGCGGCGAGAGUCGAGAUACUCCAGAGACUGGGCGCGUCGUUGUUGGAGAAUAAGGAGAUCUUCGGCGAGGCGGGAAGGCCCGGUGGGCUUGUUGACCACCUCACCCGCAACGGAACCGACAACCUCGAUUACGCCGAGCUCUGGAGCACACUGCAAACCCUCCUCAUCCCAAUCUGGCCGUCAGAUCGAACAAAAGUAGCCGGGAAGCCUAUCGGCGAUGCCUGGCCGUUGUCAGCACUCCGUAAGCACGAGUCGACAGCAAACCUCGACCCCGCAACAGCCACAAUCGCGCCCUUCCACAAGCUCACCCAGUGGCUCGCAUACUCGCUUAAAGUCCCCUUCGAGCGGCUUCUUGGCACGGCAUGGACGAAUGCGGAACUGGGCACCGGUCUGCCGGAGUACCGCAACGGCGGGCUCUUUGUCGAUAUGGGUGUGCUCUCACUAAAGCCAGGAGCACUGGAACGUGGUCUCAGAACCUCCGGCGGUCCAUUACCCUGCUUUGGUGCAGGUGAUGAUGAGAUUGUUGAGUGGAGGGCGAUGACGGUCGCGCUGUUGGACGUUCUGCACCAGCGCAUUAACGAGAGUGGACGUUUCGGCGAUGUGAAGCUAUCACUGCCGCAGGUUUUGGAAGCUGGAUCGUGGAAAGCCGGGAGGGAGACUGCGGCACAGAAGCGACCGGAGACAAGGUCGAGUCCGAUUCUGAAUUCGGGGGAUGGGACGUUGUUUUAG